This is a messenger RNA of Nerophis ophidion (straightnose pipefish), 1989 nucleotides long. It is a transcript of the gene snx12, whose product is annotated as sorting nexin 12. Gene Ontology annotation, cellular component: early endosome membrane; retromer complex. The transcript is spliced from 6 exons. Gene Ontology annotation, biological process: late endosome to Golgi transport; endocytic recycling. The record is from RefSeq and is a predicted model, not a curated record. Gene Ontology annotation, molecular function: phosphatidylinositol-3-phosphate binding. NCBI's taxonomy places the organism in Eukaryota, Metazoa, Chordata, Actinopteri, Syngnathiformes, Syngnathidae. Bases 945 to 1667 code for a protein of 240 amino acids.
UUAGCAUGCUAAUAUGGCGAUUACAGUGUGUUGGCUAGCGGGGAAGCUUCUUCAUCAGCUGUGUUAAAGCGGCUGUGAGGUUGACUUGACCCGCCACAGGUGCCAUAAAGUGAGGCUGGAGCAGAACUCGAGGACCGUGGAUUAGAUGCGGCCUUGUUUAGCCGGGGGUGUUGGACGUGUUGUUUGUGGUCAAAAUGUGUGUUAAAAGUUUCAAACAACAUAUUGUAAAGCGACUGAACUUGUAACCAUGAUGACAUGGCGUCGAGUAUAUGUUUGGGCAAAUAUUGCUCUCAGAUAAUUAAACUAAUUAUGACUGUAGCAAACGCUACCGGGCUAAGCUAACUGUAAGUAAGUAGGUUCAGCUGCGAAACAUUACAACUACUAUCUAUAAUUUGUGCUUCUUGCAACAUAAAUUUUUGCGAGAAACGUGAAUUCACGAUAUUUAAUAUAGAUGUGUAUUACUUUUGCAAAACGCAUGAUCGUCAACUGUCAUGGCAAUGACGCCAAUAACGUUGAUUGAUUGAAACUCGUAUUAGUAGAUUGCACGGUAUAUAUUCUGUACAAUUGACCACUAAAUGGUAACACCCGAAUAAGUUUUUCAAAUUGUUUGAGUUGGGGUCUACGUUAAUCAAUUAAUGUUAGCUAACUAGCAGCAAGAUUAGUAAAAAUUUCAGUUGUUUUUAGUAUCUGUGUGAAGUUAGCCCCAGACCCUGUCCAAAUAUCCCAAACUUGUGCUGCUAAAAUGUUUGGUCUAACUAUUACAGUUUUUAAGUUAUUGUUGUCUUAUGGAGCUAAUAGCAGAAAAACUAUAAUCCAUCCAUCCAUUUCCUACCGCUGGUCCCUUUUGGGCGGAAGGCAGUGUACACCCUGGACAAGUCGCCACAUUCACACUCACACACGAGGGCCAAUUGUUUAGUGUUGCCAAUCAACCUAUCCCCAGGUGCAUGUUUUUGGCGAUGGGAGGAAGCCGGACCCGGAAGGAACCCACGCAGUCACGGGGAGAACUUGCAAACUCCACAGAGAAAGUUCCCGAGCCCGGGAUUGAACUCAGGACUACUCAGGACCUUCGUAUUACAAACCUUCCUAUAUUCAAGCUGAAGGAUUCCUGUGUGACCAGACGAUACAGUGACUUUGAGUGGUUAAAGAAAGAGCUGGAAAGAGACAGCAAGAUUGUAGUACCACCUCUCCCGGGUAAAGCCCUAAAGAGACAGUUGCCAUUCCGUAGCGAUGAAGGGCUUUUUGAGGAUUCUUUCAUCGAAGAGCGGCGGUCAGGCUUGGAGCAAUUUAUCAACAAAAUUGCCGGUCACCCUUUGGCCCAGAACGAGCGCUGUCUCCACAUGUUCCUGCAAGAAGCCGAGAUUGACCGUAACUACAUUCCUGGAAAAGCUGGAAUCUUCUUCCACUCCUCCAUGAUGACAUCACUGGUCCUCCACCUUCUUCAGAAAGACGGCUGCACCUUCUUCAUGUAUGUUUAUUUCUACACAUUUUCUUUUGAAGCUGGUGGAAACGUGUAUGAGUUGUUUAUGGUGUCUUUCCUCCCAUGUACAUUAUUCCAUUUCAAGUUUCCUUGCUACUCAUCAAAAGCUUUUAUUUUGCUGCCAAGAUGUGAUUAUGAUGACAACCUCUCCAAAGUGAAGCCACAUGUAGCAUGGCGAAGAGGACGGUGACAUGGGCAUCAUUCCAUUCACUUCAUAUGCCUUUUUGGACAGGAUCACCUAUCAUGAACUUGCCGUCUUUGCUAAGUCGUCACAUCAAUGCAAAUUAUAAGUUUGGCGAAUCGAUAGCACUGUGACUAGAAGAGAUUCAUCAUACGAAACACAUCUGCAUCUGGUUCUCUGAACUUUAUUCAGGAUUUGUAUGCUCAUUUUUCUUUCUUAAAAAAAAUAAUUGUCAAGUGUGUUAAUAUUGUACAUGUUAUCAUUCCAGUUACACUAUCAUGAGGCAUUGCUUUGUUAAUUCCGUCCGACAAUUAAAUUUCUUGCUGCCUGC